AGUGUCCUGUUUGUGAUGGUGUUUUUUCCCCUUAGAAAAGAAAAGCCAUCUUCUUCCUUGGGAGAAAGAUGGAAAGAUACAGCAGAGACAGUGAUCAUCGGAGGUGGUUGUGUUGGUGUGAGUCUAGCCUACCAUCUGGCCAAGGCUGGCAUGAAAGAUGUUGUUCUACUGGAGAAAUCUGAACUCACUGCUGGAUCUACCUGGCAUGCAGCUGGUUUAACAACUUAUUUUCAUCCUGGAAUAAAUCUGAAGAAAAUCCAUCACUACAGCAUCAAACUCUAUGAAACACUGGAAGAAGAGACUGAGCAGGCUGUGGGCUUUCAUGAUCCAGGCAGCAUCAGAAUUGCUUCAACUCCUACUAGAGUUGAUGAGUUCAAAUAUCAAAUGACUCGUGCUGGCUGGCAUGCAACAGAACAGUAUUUUAUUGGGCCCGAGAAAGUACAAGAGCUGUGUCCUUUACUGAACAUGGAAAAGGUUUUAGCUGGUCUGUAUAACCCUGGAGAUGGUCACAUUGAUCCCUAUUCUCUCACUAUGGCCUUGGCUGCAGGAGCUAGGAAAUAUGGUGCCUUGUUAAAUUACCCGGUUCAAGUGACUAAUCUAAACUCUAGAUCAGAUGGGACAUGGGAAGUUGAAACUCCAUUGGGAGUAAUUCGAGCAAACAGAAUAGUGAACACAGCAGGCUUCUGGGCUCGGGAAAUAGGCAAAAUGAUUGGACUUCAGCAUCCUCUGAUACCAGUUCAUCACCAGUAUGUUGUGACAUCAACUAUCCCUGAAGUGAAAGCUCUGAAAAAGGAACUGCCUGUGAUUCGUGACUUAGAAGGUUCAUAUUACCUAAGGCAGGAAAGGGAUGGGCUUUUAUUUGGACCAUAUGAAAGCCAGGAGAAAAUGAAAAUACAGGAAUCAUGGGUAACAAAUGGAGUUCCACCAGGUUUUGGAAAGGAACUCUUUGAGUCCGAUUUAGACAGAAUAAUGGAACAUAUAGAGGCUGCAAUGGCAAUGGUUCCAGUCCUGAAACAAGCAGACAUCAUUAACACGGUUGCUGGGCCUAUCACCUAUUCUCCAGACAUUCUUCCUAUGGUGGGGCCACAUCAAGGUGUCAGAAAUUACUGGGUAGCUAUUGGCUUUGGAUAUGGCAUUAUCCAUGCCGGUGGUAUAGGAAAAUAUCUCAGUGAUUGGAUCUUCAAUGGGGAGCCUCCUUUUGAUCUAAUAGAAUUGGAUCCGAAUCGUUAUGGAAAAUGGACCACCACAGAAUAUACAGCAAUCAAAGCAAGAGAGUCUUAUGGAUUUAACAACAUUAUUGGUUAUCCGAAAGAAGAAAGGUUUGCUGGGAGGCCUACAGAGCGAGCCAGUGGGCUUUAUGAAGUGCUUAAAUCCAAAUGUUCAAUGGGUUUCCAUGCAGGAUGGGAGCAGCCACAUUGGUUCUACAAACCAGGAGAUGAGAUUGGAUACAAACCCAGUUUUCAACGCACAAACUGGUUUGAGCCCGUGGGUCGUGAGUAUCAGCAGGUUGUGGAAAAAGUGGGUGUGAUUGACCUGUCACCGUUUGGCAAGUUUAAAAUCAGAGGCAAAGAUUCUGUUAAACUGCUGGAUCAUCUGUUUGCAAAUGUCAUUCCAAAGGUGGGAACCACAAAUAUAAGUCACAUGCUAACACCAACAGGCAAAGUUUAUGCUGAGUUAACAGUCUCUCAGCUAUAUCCAGGGGAGUUUAUGCUUAUCACUGGCUCCGGGUCAGAACUCCAUGAUCUGAGGUGGAUAGAAGAGGAGUCAAAGGCAGGUGGAUACAAUGUUGAAAUUAAAAAUAUUACAGAUGAGAUGGGAGUACUUGGUGUAGCAGGACCAUAUGCACGAAAGGUCCUCCAAAAACUGACUACUGAGGAUCUUAGUGCUGCCGCAUUUAAGUUUCUUCAGACCAGACAUUUUAAGUUUUCUGACAUUGAUGUUACUGCUAUAAGGAUAUCCUAUACAGGUGAACUGGGUUGGGAGCUCUACCAUAAAAAAGAAGAUUCUGCAGCUCUUUACAAUGCUAUAAUGGAAGCAGGGCAGGAAGAAGGAAUUGACAAUUUUGGAACUUAUGCUAUGAAUGUCUUGAGGCUGGAAAAGGCUUUCCGGGCUUGGGGGGCAGAGAUGAACUGUGACACUAAUCCUUUGGAAGCAGGACUGGAAUAUUUUAUAAAGCUAAACAAGCAAGCAGACUUCAUAGGAAAGCAAGCAGUGAAGCAGAUUAAAGAAAAAGGGCUUAAACGGCGACUGGUGUAUCUCACCUUGAAAACGGAUAAUGUUGAUCCAGAGGGAAAUGAAAGUGUGUGGUAUAAUGGCAAGGUUGUUGGUAAUACCACAUCUGGCAGUUACAGCUAUAGCACCCAGCAAAGCUUGGCUUUUGCGUAUAUCCCCACAGAACUAAGCAAAGCUGGACAGAAACUGGAAGUUGAACUACUCGGAAAAAAAUAUGUGGCAGCUGUUAUCCAGGAACCAUUGGUGCUGACUGAACCAACAAGAGAGCGCCUGCAGAGAAAGGGUGGGAGUGCCAAGGUGUAAAUUCAGAGGGCAUUUAUAGUAAAUUAUCCAGUACUGAAUGGUUUGAUUUCCAACUGGAGGAGGACAGUAGGAUCCUCUGGGCUGCUAUCCCCUUUUUCUCUGAGCCCUAGUGGGCAGGAAAUGAUUGAAGAAUGAGCAAGCCCAUUAUUCAGCUUCUCCAUGCACUGGGCAGCAGAGCUGAACUAGUGUAGAGAUGGAAGUAGUUUGCUAUUGGUAUUAGAUGAUAACUACUUUGCCUCUUUCCAAAUCAUAUUUUAUUCUGGUCUGCACCUGGGGCAGUACAGCUACAUGUUGCUCUGUAUAUCUAGCCCUGACUAAAGUCAUAGUCUAAUCCCUGGAGGAGGAGCUAGUUCGGUCCACAUAAACAUGUCCUGGAAAAAAAUUGAAGUCUGCUCCAGAACAAUAUUUUUUUUAAAUGUUUAAAAGACAGACUGAGUUGAUAAUACUUCUUCAGCUGUGUUACUCUGGCAUGGAUUUUGAUGGAGGAGAGCAAUUCAAUCCACCCUAAUGAAGUAAUUCUAGGAAGGUCACUAUACUAUGGAGGAUUUUGUUGUGGAUCAUCUAGUAGACUAUAUGCUGUAUUAUUCAACAUGAACAGUAUUGCUACUCAGUUUUUACAAUCUACUAAAAUGUACUAAAUCAAGCAGCCUUUUCCCCAUGGUUUUUCCUUUCUCUGUUAGUUAACAAAUAAGCAGUAAUAAGGACAAUGUGAUGUUAUACAAGUAAGUAUUUUGGUUGAAAAUAUAUAUAGAAAACCAUAGCAUUUAUUUCAGUGUUAGUCUUUUGAUCAUCCAAAUAAGCAAGAUUUUGGAUAUUAUAAAACAGAAACAAGGGAAACAUUGAAUUAUUAUAACAAAAUUGUCAAUUCCACAAUAUACUCAACACUUCUCUUUGGAUCACAAUGUUGUCAUAAUUCCCAAAAUUGUCAUAACCUAAAAACGACUUUAAAAAUUCUGGAAUACUUGUUUAGAUAGCAUGCAACAUUACAUUGUUGAUAGCCCUUUUCAAAGGUCAUGUAAAAAGAAAUUGCCCCAAGUGUACUGUUUUACAAAGGAAUUGGUACUUUGAAAUCCUCAGUAAAGAAGUGGAGGUAUAAAUAGAACAUGCCAGUAGAAACACAGUUUGAAUAAUGAGCGCUUAUCAUUGCCACCAACCUAAUGCAAGCUGACAUUACAUUGUGCAGUUCUGCAUAUCCUUUUACAAAGCAGGUCAAAAUAAAGUAUAGGAGCUGACAGGAUUGCACAUAGUGCUAUCUUGAGUGAAAAAUCCAUUUGGAAAUUAUUCUCUGUUAUGCUUUCAUAAGUGAUUUAGCUGUACUUUGCAGAACCAAUCAGGGGUGUUAUUUUUCCUAAAGGUGACAUUAUUUGUAAUCGAGCGCUUGGUGUAUGUUAGUUUGCCACUACUUUUCUCUUAUAAUUAAAGAAAGCUAAAAU
Alligator sinensis (Chinese alligator) is the source of this 3968-nucleotide messenger RNA. It is a transcript of the gene DMGDH, whose product is annotated as dimethylglycine dehydrogenase. The coding region runs from base 16 to 2535 and encodes 839 amino acids. Lineage: Eukaryota; Metazoa; Chordata; Crocodylia; Alligatoridae. Gene Ontology annotation, cellular component: mitochondrion. The transcript has 15 exons. Gene Ontology annotation, molecular function: oxidoreductase activity; protein binding. The record is from RefSeq and is a predicted model, not a curated record.